GUUUUGGGUUUUAUACCGAGCUAAGCAAGAUGGUCCUGUAGUAUUGGGAUGGCGUCAUCCUUGGGAAGGACAUGGGGACCAUUCUCAUGGUCAUGACAAUGAACACGAGGCUUCGCAUUAGAGUUCUUGGAAAAAAAAAUGGUGGAAUUGAAUGAACAGCCGGUUAAUGCAGAUGAAUAAACUGGGCUUCUUUGUCUGGACUCUUUGAACUUCUACUUCUAACAUUCAUGCUUAUUAUGCCUUAGUGUUCAUCUGUAGCAUCAUAAAAAUAUCCUUUAUAAUUGGGAUAAAUCCAAUGAUGAUAAUGAUGAUCUCAAGUUUGGUUUCUA
Messenger RNA from Dendrobium catenatum, 329 nucleotides. RefSeq names its product NADH dehydrogenase [ubiquinone] 1 beta subcomplex subunit 2. The record is from RefSeq and is a predicted model, not a curated record. Gene Ontology annotation, cellular component: mitochondrial inner membrane. NCBI's taxonomy places the organism in Eukaryota, Viridiplantae, Streptophyta, Magnoliopsida, Asparagales, Orchidaceae.